AUGCGGAGCCUCUCCUCUCUCUCGCGGCGGCCGUCGCCGAUGUUGCUGCUGCUGCUGUCGCCGUGGUCAGUCUGGGCCCAGUUGUCCGCCGCGGCCGCCUCCUCGGGAACCCCAGACACCCCGGAGUGCCCGGAGGCGUGCGCGUGCGCGCCGGGCGGCCAGGCCAACUGCUCGAGGCGCGCGCUGCCCGCCGUGCCUGCGGGCCUGAGCCGGCGCGUGCGCGCGCUGCUGCUGGACCAUAACCGUGUGCGCGCGCUGCCGCCCGGCGCUUUCGUGGGCGCUGACACGCUGCUGCGCCUGGACCUGCGCGAGAACGGGCUGCGCUGGGUGCACGCGCGGGCCUUCUGGAGCUUGGGCGCGCUGCAGCAGCUCGACCUCAGCGCCAACCAGUUGGAGGAGCUGGCGCCCGGCACCUUUUCGCCCUUGCGCGCGCUGCGUUCCCUCUCGCUGGCAGGCAAUCGGCUGGCGCGCCUGGAGCCGGCGGCGCUGGGCGCGCUCCCGCUGCUGUACGCGCUCAGCCUGCAGGACAACGAGCUGCCUGCGCUCGCGCCGGGACUGCUGGCCGGCCUGCCGGCUCUCCGCGCACUGCGCCUGCGCGGCAACCCUUGGGUCUGCGGCUGCGCGCUGCGUCCGCUCUGCUCCUGGCUGCGCCGGCACCCGCGGCCGGCGCCAGAGGCCGAGACGCUGCUCUGCGUGUUGCCAGGGCGCCUGACGCUCAGACCCUUGACCGCCUUAACGGACGCCGCCUUCAGCCACUGCGCGCAGCGGCUCGCCCCCCGGGAC
Puma concolor (puma) is the source of this 783-nucleotide messenger RNA. RefSeq names its product leucine rich repeat containing 26 (gene LRRC26). Gene Ontology annotation, cellular component: voltage-gated potassium channel complex. Gene Ontology annotation, molecular function: potassium channel activator activity; voltage-gated potassium channel activity; transmembrane transporter binding. Lineage: Eukaryota; Metazoa; Chordata; Mammalia; Carnivora; Felidae. The record is from RefSeq and is a predicted model, not a curated record.